This is a messenger RNA of Plasmodium adleri (nom. inval.), 2751 nucleotides long. Its product is annotated as autophagy-related protein 23, putative. Gene Ontology annotation, biological process: microtubule anchoring at centrosome. NCBI's taxonomy places the organism in Eukaryota, Apicomplexa, Aconoidasida, Haemosporida, Plasmodiidae. Gene Ontology annotation, cellular component: centrosome. The transcript has 19 exons. The coding region runs from base 1 to 2751 and encodes 916 amino acids. The record is from RefSeq and is a predicted model, not a curated record.
AUGACAAAAAGCAUAUGUGAAUUACAAAAUAAAAAUUCUAUCAGUACGGAAUUGCUCCAAGAAAUCAAAAAAAUGGAAAAUGAAUUAAAGAGGAAAAAUGAUGAAUAUGAAAAAUUAAAUGCAAAUUAUAGAGAAAUAUAUGGCUCUUACAUAUUGGCCAAAACCAAUUUGGAUGAUACCACAAAUAAUUAUGAAGGGGAAAUAUUAAAACUAGAAACUAUGCUUAAGGAGAAGGAACAUGAAUACAUGAACUUACGCAUUAAUUUUCAAGAAUUGUUGGAAGAAAAAUGUAAACUGGAAAAUGACAUGGACAAUUAUGAAAAGGCCAUAUAUGAAAUAAACGAAAAUUUGAUAUCUUUAAAAGAAGCACAUAAGGAAGAGCUAAAAGAAGUACAUGAAGAAAAUACAAAUUUAUAUUCAACUAUAGACAAAUUUAAGGAAGAAGUUGAAUACAUGAAAGAAAACUACAAACAGCUGGAAAAAAUGAACCAAGAUAAAAUUAAUACGAUUGAAAAUCUUGAAAAGGAAAUGAUGGACAUGAAGGAAGAAAAAAAAAUAGUAGGAGAAAAAAUGGACCUUGUUCAAAGUCAACAAAGGAUGAUACAAAUGGAAAUAAAAAAUUUAAACAAAGAAAAAGAACAACUUAAAGAAAAAGAAGAAACAUUAAAAAAUGAAAAAGAAAAGUUUCAACAAUGUAAAGAAGAUUUAAAAAUAGAAGAAAAACAAAUAGACACAAAUAAACAAGUAUUAAACAAAGAAAAAGAACAAAUAGAAAAAAAUAAAGAAGAACUCAAAUUAAUGGAACAAAAUUUAAAUAAAGAAAAAGAAACUUUACAAAAAAAUAAAGAACAACUAGAUAAAGAAAAAAAAAUAUAUGAAAAUGAUAAGAAAAAUAUUAUGUUAAAAAAUGAAGAUUUGAAAAAACUAGUAGAUCAAUAUAAAGAAGAAAUUACGAAUAAGGAAGAACAUAUUAAACAGAUUGAAGAAAAAAUUCUUUUGCUAGAAGAUGAAAAAAAAAAUUUCCAGAAUAAGAUUGACGCAUUAGAUAAUAAACUGCAAGAAUUCAAAAAUGAAAUAACUAAUGAAAAAAAAAUGAACUAUGAAUUAAAGGAUGAUAUAGACAAUAAACAAAACGAAGUGAUAAAGAGAGAUUCCAUUAUAGAGAUUCUAUACAAUAAACUGAAAGAAAAAGAAAACGAUAUUACCACAGUCCAGAAUGAGAAUUUAUCUUUACGAAAUUGUCAAAAGGAAUUAAAUAAAAUUUUGGAUAUCAAAAAAAAUGAAAUGAUUAACAUUGAAAAAGACUUAUACGAAAAACUAGCCAAAUUGUUAAUUAAAAAGAAAAUCAGACAAAGAGACGAUUUACAUUUUGAUGGUCAUCCUCAAUCUUCUAUCUUAAAAAUUUUAUGGUUUGGAUAUGUAGACAUAUGCAAGUGUAUAUUAAAGAACAGAGACGGAUACUUAUAUAAGGGAAAUAAGAACCAUCGAUUUAUUUGUGCCUACGAUACAGAUCUGUUUUUGGAUAUUAAUGUGGAAAAUACCAAAAAAGGGCUGUUAUCAUUCAAAAACGAGACCAGGGGUAUUUUUCAAUUAAAUGACGAAGAAGCCAAAAAACUUGUUUAUGUUGGACCAUUCAGCAAAUUUAAAGGAUUUAAUUUUUGUAUUUCUAGCAACAAGAAUAAUUUAGAAAUAGUAAAAGGAAACAAGUGCAGCUAUAUAUUUGAAGAAAUGUAUGUAACAAAGAAAGGAACAAAAUUAGUUUUAAUAAAAGAAAAAGAAAGUGGAAAAUAUUUCAGCGGAUUAAAUAAGAAUUUAUAUUUAGAAAAGAAAAAAAGAGGAGUUGAUAAAUUAGAUUACAAUAAUGUUGUCAACAAAUUAAUUAAUUAUAUUGCAAAUGAAAAGGAAGAAAAUUGUAAUAUGAUCAUAAAAACAUCCGAUCAAAAAUUAAAAAUUGAAAAUGAAAAAAGUACCUGUCUUGUUCAGAAAAAAAAAAAUUCAGACAAUUCUUACAAUAAUGAAGAAAAAACAAACUUAAGAAAAUCGAGAAGUAAAACACCAAUCAAAAAAGAAAAUUCAUUACAUUCGAAAUAUGAUAAAACAAAAACUACCAAAAUAACAAAUCAAAUAAAGAAAUCUGAUAGCAAAGAAAAACAAAAUAAAGAAAAAUCAACUAGCGAAAAACAAAUUGGAAAAAAAUUAGCUAGCGAAAAAAAUAAUGAAGAGAAAAUAACUAAUGGAAAAAUGAACGAAGAUAAAUUAAAUAAUAACAGAGAAUUAAGUGAUGAAAAUUUACACAAGUAUAAAAUAGCAAAAGAAAUGUUGUUACUUUCUGAUAGUAAUAGUUCAAGUACAUGUGAUGAUGAAAAUAUUUAUCAUUUAAAAACUAAAUAUAAUCAUACAGAACAAAAUGAAUUUAUAAAUAAUAAUGUAAUAAAUAAAUCAAUAGCAACAAAUUAUAUCGAAAAUAUAAAUACCUCUUUAUUUAAAUAUUCCAAAUGUUCUGAAGAUUAUAAUAAUACAAAUAUUAUACUUACAACAAAUAAGGAAGAAGCAAUUUUAUUUGAAAUUUUUAAUUAUGAACAAAUAGUAGAACACGACGCGAUCAAAUUGGCAUCUGAAUGUGUUUUCAAUUUUCUUCUUAAUUACAAUAAAAGUAACUUACAAGAUUUAUCUAAUAUCGGUAGCGAGGGAAAUUCAAAUGUAUUUUCAGGAAUUGAUGAAGACUGGUGUAUAUUACCAGCUUAUUUGUAA